Cotesia glomerata is the source of this 2106-nucleotide messenger RNA. It is a transcript of the gene Syt4, whose product is annotated as synaptotagmin-4. The coding region runs from base 118 to 1461 and encodes 447 amino acids. NCBI's taxonomy places the organism in Eukaryota, Metazoa, Arthropoda, Insecta, Hymenoptera, Braconidae. Gene Ontology annotation, cellular component: axon; membrane; synapse. Gene Ontology annotation, molecular function: clathrin binding; phosphatidylserine binding; calcium-dependent phospholipid binding. Gene Ontology annotation, biological process: vesicle fusion; regulation of calcium ion-dependent exocytosis; cellular response to calcium ion. The record is from RefSeq and is a predicted model, not a curated record. The transcript is spliced from 5 exons.
UGUUUCUAGAUAUGAAGGAUUCUAUCACACGCCGUAAAUAACGCCCGAGUCUUUUGUCUAGUGAAUCAAGUAGUUUUUCGUCAUUCAACUAAGAUUAUUCAUAAUAAAACGACUAACAUGGUCGAUGGUCUUUUGGAGGAUGGACCUUUAAUAAGGCCUGUUGAAUCGGUAUCAACGAACACCCUCGUUGGAUUAUGUAUCGCUGCAAUAGCAGCAAUAUGCGCCGCCGCGAUGACCUGGUGGUUAUAUCGUCGACGUCGAGAGCACACAAAAUUAACCAUGGACAAGUCAUUGGCAUUUCGACCACCUCAUCGCAAGCCAACAGCGGUUAAAAGUCCAGGAAGUACAAGUCAUUAUUUAAAAAAAAGUCCAAGUCCUACGGGGCCUGCUAAGAGUCCACCUGGUUCUGGAGGACAGACACCCAGUCCAACUGACUCUCAGCAACUCCAGAAUUCUAAUAAUUUUUCUUCGCAGCUGAAAUCACUUACAGGAGGAAACGAUAAUUUAGUCCAGAAGACAUCCAGUGAGGUUACACUUACUGUUGAAAAUGAAAAAGAUAAAGCUGAGUUUGAAUCUAGUGAAAAAGCAGAGCGUAUACUGAUCAAUGGUGACACAAAUAAAAAUGAACUAGGACAGUUAUUUUUUAAAGUACGCUACCAAGCUGAUCAAAAUGCACUUGCAGUCACAGUUGUUAAGUGCACAGGAUUACCAGCCCGUGGACAUCAAACCAGUGAUCCCUACAUCAAGCUUCAACUUUUACCAGAUAAAGAGGAUAGAGUAAAAACAAGAGUUCUAAGAAAUACGCGUGAUCCUGUUUAUGAUGAGGACUUUACAUUUUUUGGCGUCUCACAAAAUCAACUUCAGAAAAUUAGUCUUCACUUUAUCGUACUGAGCUUUGAUCGAUAUUCUCGAGAUGCGAUGAUUGGUGAAGUUAUAUGUAGUUUAUCUUCGAUUUUUGGAUCAGAAAAUAUGGAAAAUCAACCGAUAUCACUAUGUCGAGAGAUAUGUCCACGCAGCCUGAAGAUUCAAUCACAAGGCAGAGGAGAAUUGUUAGUUUCCUUAUGCUGGCAACCAGCAACAAAUCGUCUGACUGUUGUUGUUUUGAAAGCAAGAAAUUUACCAAAAAUGGAUGUUACUGGUUUAGCUGAUCCAUACGUUAAAAUAUAUUUACUUUACAAUUCACAACGCAUAGCUAAGAAAAAAACUCAUACUAAAAAGCGAACACUGCACCCAGUUUUUAAUGAAUCUUUUGUUUUCGAAAUACCUAAUGGUAUUGACGGACUUGGGAAUAUCAGCUUGGAAUUUUUACUAUUAGAUUGGGAUCGUGUUACGAAAAAUGAGGUGAUUGGACGAGUAGAACUUGGUGGACAAAAGUGUGAAGGAACAGCACUGAUUCACUGGAAUGAAGUUUGCAGUUCACCUAGACGACAAAUAGCAGAUUGGCAUAAACUUACAGAAUAAACAAAUCCUUCAAUUAAAUUCUUUCAGAAUUUUUUUCACAUUCAGUAAAUUUUACAUAUGAUCAUCGUAUUACAAGAUGGAAUGUGAAAAAUUGAGAUAAAGCACUGUCAGAUAUCAGUUUUAUAAAAACAUCAUUCGGUCAGUGUAACAUCAGGUAUAUAAUGAGAUCAAGAAUAAUAUUUCAUCAAUAAAUCUUUCUUGUUAUAUUUAUAUCUUCAAUCACGUGGCCUCAUGAUCGAUUAUAUCCUUAUCUUGCAUUAAUACUAGGCAUAAAAAUAUGUAUCAACCUUGUAAAAAAAAUCUGAUCAAACAAGGACAUAUCUAUAUGUGUAGAAUCUUUAUCGAUUAUUAAAAGUUUAUAGAAAUUCUAAACAUGAGAUUGUCUACAUUGUACAAGAUUUUUUUCAACACGUAAGCAAAUGAUUUUAUGAUCAACCAAGUAACAAAAUGAACAUUAAAUUUCACAUGAAUAAGAAUAACUUAUUGCGGCUGGAGAUAAUUGAAAAAAAAAAAAAAAAAAAAAAAAAAAAAAAACAGAAAAAUUAUCUUAAUUUGUCAGUGAUUUAUAAAAGACUAUCUCAAUGAAAAAUUAUUAUCUUAUAACUAUAGUUGCUCUUUUGAUCUUCCUGUCAUGAAAAUUGAAAA